This is a messenger RNA of Camellia sinensis, 741 nucleotides long. Its product is annotated as heavy metal-associated isoprenylated plant protein 16. Lineage: Eukaryota; Viridiplantae; Streptophyta; Magnoliopsida; Ericales; Theaceae. The record is from RefSeq and is a predicted model, not a curated record.
UACCCACGACUGUUAUCGGAAACCUCAACCACUAACAUUGAAUGUUUCAUGACCCAAACUCUCCUAUAUAAACAAAUCAAUUAACUUCCUUUCUUAAAACCCAUCAGAGCUUCAAAUAAAAGAAAAGAAACAAUCCUACAAAAGAAAUUACAAGAGAAAUUCUAAAUCGAUCAUCAUGAAGAAGCAAAAGAUUGUUAUUCAGAUGCAAUUGAGCCGCGAUAAAGACAGAUCAAAAGCCAUGCAGAUUGCUUCUUGCACAAAAGGUGUGAUCUCAGUGGCAAUAAAAGGAGAUGGAAAAGAUCAAGUAGAGGUAAUAGGAGAAGAGAUUGAUUCAGUUGAGUUGACCAAGUCAAUAAGGAGGAGGGUGAGCAAAUAUGCCAGCAUACAAAGUGUGGAAGAAGUGAAGCCCAAAGAGGAGGAAAAGAAAGCAGAGAAACCACUCCAGUGGGCAAUGGCUCCACCAGUUAUUCCAACCCCUUAUUACUGUCAACCGGUAUAUGAUUCAGACCCACGAGGUUGUUCCAUCUUGUGAUGUGAUUGUUUGUGAGAUACAAAUCAAUUCAUCAUCAGUUACAAUAUCAUCCCCCGUUUCUGGGAUAUUCAUGUCUUUUGUAAUGUGUGUCUUGCGCGCGAUGAUUGUAUUGUUAGUUGGAUUUUUUAGGUAAAUUAUAGCUGCAAACAAGUUUUUGUCUCUAUUUACCAUGAUGAAAUGAAAUACGAGUUUCGAAUUUUAUCUAUAUU